GGAACUGACUGCUACGCGGUUGUUCUUUUUUCAGUGCUAGUCGUAGUGCGUUCCAUUUCACCCAGUCACCAGCAACCGGAAGAGGAAUUGUGUAAUUGGCAGUGGAUGCAGAAGUGGUCCAAGAUUGUCUUUAAACUAUAAAUAAUUUACAUAUUGUUUUUAAUCUUAGUUGUACUGCGAUUAUGUCCCCGUGUUUAGUACGACUGUUGAGGUGUUUUGCUUUGUUAAUUUCGUGCAUGUCAGUCUGUGGCGAUUUGGAAUUUGCACACGCUGAUGGAGCUCCGCCUUCAAAGAUAGCGGUGAUUGGUGCUGGAAUUGGAGGUACAGCAACCGCCCAUUUCCUUCGGCAGCACUUUGGGCAGGAUGUGGAGAUCCAUGUUUAUGAAAAGGGCAAGGUAGGUGGCCGCCUGGCUACCGUCACUGUGAACAAUCAGGAGUAUGAGUCUGGAGGCUCAGUGAUCCACUCCUUGAACCUCCACAUGCAGGACUUUGUCAAGCUGCUAGGGCUCAAGUACAGGAAGAAUUUUCCUAGGAAGACAGCGGUGUUUAAUGGGGAGCACUUCCUACUGGAGGAGACAGACUGGUACCUGCUGGACCUCUUCCGGCUCUGGUGGCGCUACGGGAUCAGCUUCAUCCGCCUGCAGAUGUGGGUCGAGGAGAUCAUGGAGAAAUUCAUGAGGAUCUACAAGUACCAGGCACAUGGCUAUGCAUUCAGCACUGUGGACGAGCUGCUACACUCCCUGGGGGGGUCCUUGUUCAUCAACAUGACGCGGAACUCAGUGUCCGAGUCCCUGCUGGAGCUUGGCGUGUCCCAGCGAUUCAUUGACGAGGUCAUCGCAGCAGUCACGAGGGUCAACUACGGCCAGUCUGUCAGCAUUCCUGCUUUUGUAGGGGCAGUGUCCUUAGCAGGUGCUCAGGCUAAUCUUUGGGCUGUCGAAGGCGGAAAUAAAUUAGUCUGCUCUGGUUUGCUGAAGGAAGCAAAAGCCAACUUGAUCCAUGCCCAGGUGACCUCAGUUUCACUUGUGUCAGCAGACACAGCCCAGUACCAAGUGAGUUACACAACAGAAAAGGAGAAAGGUUCUGCCAUGUAUGACAUAGUCAUUAUAGCAACACCUCUCCAGGAGGGGAUGGCCAACAUCACUUUUGAAAACUUUGAGCCUCCGAUCCCGGAGGUCCCCGGAGCGUACCACCACAAUGUGGUUUCGAUCGUGCACGGCUAUCUGAACUGCUCGUACUUCGGCUACCCAGACCCCAAGCUCUUCCCGUUCACCAGCAUCCUCACUACCGAAGCACCUGCCCUGUUCUUCGACAGCGUGGGGAAUGUCAGCCCUGUCAACAUCUCCAAGGGCUUCAAGAAGAAGCAGCCCCAGGAAGCUGCCAUUUGGAAGGUAUUUUCCCCACAGCCUCUGGAGAGGAAGGACCUGAAGACCCUCUUCAAGUCUUACUACUCCGUCCAGGUGACAGACUGGCAGGCCUACCCUCAGUAUGGCUCAACUAAGCACCUGCCAUCCAUUGUUCUCCAUGACAACAUGUACUACCUCAACAGCAUCGAGUGGGCGGCAAGCGCCAUGGAGAUGAGCUCUGUGGCUGCCAAGAAUAUUGCCUUGCUCGCUUACCACCGGUGGAACAGGGAACUGGAGAUGAUCGACCAGAAGGAGUUCAUUCACAAGAUUAAAACAGAGCUUUAACAACUGGCUGGGUGCUAAUAACGGAAUCAUUUCACGUCAGAAUUAAUAAUGAAAUAAAGUGGCUGUUAAUCCAAAAACCUUUUCAGAUUGCUUCAGAAGUUGCUUCUCUUGUGUGUGAAAUGAUUUGUUGUCUGACACAGUCUGCAUUUCGUUGAUGUUAGAUCAUCUUGAAAUAUACACACAAUUGAAGCACAUGAACUGUUUUGGUCGGGGUUCCUGACUACAUGAAUCAUGAUCUUAAAACAUAAGA
Molecule: messenger RNA, 1938 nt
Organism: Acipenser ruthenus (sterlet)
Lineage: Eukaryota; Metazoa; Chordata; Actinopteri; Acipenseriformes; Acipenseridae
Product: prenylcysteine oxidase-like
Exons: 6
Coding region: 183-1688 (501 amino acids)
Biological process (GO): prenylated protein catabolic process; prenylcysteine catabolic process
Molecular function (GO): prenylcysteine oxidase activity
Source: RefSeq, a predicted model, not a curated record